Messenger RNA from Chondrus crispus (carragheen), 471 nucleotides. RefSeq lists its product as hypothetical. Lineage: Eukaryota; Rhodophyta; Florideophyceae; Gigartinales; Gigartinaceae. The coding region runs from base 1 to 471 and encodes 156 amino acids. Gene Ontology annotation, molecular function: heme binding. The transcript has 2 exons. Gene Ontology annotation, cellular component: intracellular membrane-bounded organelle; membrane. The record is from RefSeq and is a predicted model, not a curated record.
AUGGACGAUCCGCCAGCCUUCACCACGCUAGAAGUGGCCAAGCACUCGAGCGCGGCGGACGCCUGGCUGAUCAUCGGCGGGCGUGUUCUAAACAUCUCGUCCUGGCUGCACGACCACCCGGGCGGUGACGUGGUGCUACUCGAUCUGGCAGGGCGCGACGCAACGCGCGAGUUCGACGACGUGGGCCACUCGGGCGACGCGCGCGCGCGGCUGGACGGCCUGGUGAUCGGGGAAGUGCGGGCGGCGACGGACGACGAGCUGCGCAUCGCGCGCAGCGGCGGCGCGGCGGCGCGCGGCGGCAAGGGCGGCGGGAUCGCGGCGCGCGGCGCGGACUUGGCCGCAAGCUGGGCGCGCGAGAACGGCGACGCGCUCAAGAGGGCAGGGAUGUGGGGCGCGGCGGCGGCGGCCGUGGUCGUGGCGGCCGUUGCCGUGCAGAGAUAUGGGACGCGGUCGUACGCGGGAGGGUCAUAG